AUAUCAUAAUAUGAUGUAUUAUAUUGAAUUUCUAAUAUUAACUUUUUCACUGGUGGCAGCAAAAAAUAAUGUCUGCCCUAGCCAUUUAGACUAUUUUACCAUAACUUUUAAUUCAAAGUGUUGGUAUGAUCCAGAUGUAGAUGCCACAAUACCAGAAAUUAUAAAUAAUUAUGGUUUCAAAUCGGAAUCGUACAAUGUCACUACAUUGGAUGGCUACAUCAUUGAAAUAUUCAGAAUACCAUCAAAACUAAAUGAAAUUUCUAACAAAACCAAAACUCCUUUAAUAUUAUUUCACGGUAUGGCGAGAGAUGCUAGAUCUUGGUUAAUACUGGGAGAAGAUUCACCAGCCAUAUAUUAUGCCAAAAAAGGCUAUGACGUUUGGUUGGCUAAUAGAAGAGGAACCGAGUAUUCAAGUCAUAUUAAAUAUAGCAGGAACGAUAAAGAAUUCUGGAACUUCAGUUUUCAUGAAAUGGGUACCAUAGAUGUACCAACGGUCGUUGAAAAAGUUGCUGAGGUAUCAAAACAACCUGGUAAUAUUAUCUUUGUUGGUCACUCUAUGGGAACAACAUCAAAUUUUGUUUAUUGCUCAACAAACAGCACUCACUGUGGAAAAAAUUUAAAGGGCAUAAUUUCUCUAGCACCCGUUGCUAAAUUAAGUAGGAACAGGAUACCAUUUUCACAUUUUCUUGCGAUUUUCACUGAAGAAAUAAAGUCUUAUUUAAAUUCUUUGGGCAUCUACAGAUUGGAAAUAGAUUCAAUGUUCAGAAAGUGUCUAAAGGUACCUUUAACGUUUAUUUGUUCAGUGGCUAUUAAAUUCUUUACAGGAUCUUAUAUUUUUCCUACAAAAAUGCCAUUACUUUUUACACAAGGCAAUACCCCAGUCUCUGUUAAAGUGUUGGCGCACUACGGGCAAAUUAUUAAUAGUAAUGGUCACUUUAGACACUACGACUAUGGCAAAAAGGAGAAUUUAAAAAAAUACAAUACGUUGCAACCACCAAAGUAUAAUCUAGAAAAUAUUCCUGUACACGUCACUUUACUAUACACACUAAAUGAUUUGGUAGCCCAUAAACAUGAUGUUGAUGAUCUCUAUUCCAACUUAAAUCCAAACAAAAGGGAUAUUGUUGAAAUACCAAGAAAAAAUUUAGGUCAUCUUGAUUUUAUAACCCCUUCAAAUGUAGAGCAGGAUUUAUAUUCAGAAAUAAACAAUGCUUUGAAAAAAAUUAAAAAUAUAUAAAUAUGAGAUAAACUUGUUUUACUAGCUAUUUAUAAGUUUUGUUUUAUUUAUAAUUGUAA
Molecule: messenger RNA, 1293 nt
Organism: Brassicogethes aeneus
Lineage: Eukaryota; Metazoa; Arthropoda; Insecta; Coleoptera; Nitidulidae
Source: the annotation of a GenBank genome assembly